GUGGAGUUCCCUCAGACACCCCAGCCAUCAGAAACGAUUCUCCCAUCAUCAUCUGAACCACCAAGCGAAGUUUCAGGAACAGAAGUUGAUGCAUUUGGGAUUAUUGGUCCAAGGGGUGAACCAGGUUACAAGGGUGAACAAGGAACAAGAGGUUCUCCUGGCAUACCUGGACCACCAGGGUUGCAUGGAACCCCAGGACAACCAGGCCCUCCAGGACCAUCCCCUGAUAUUUCACCAUGGAUUUCUCAACUAUCUCAGUCACAAGGUGGUCCUAACAAGGGUCCAGGAGUGGAUGCACUGAGUUACUUGCAAGCUCAAGUAGGCCCCAUUGGAGCCAGAGGGCCUCCAGGCCCACAGGGUCCACCAGGACCUCAAGGGUUCCAAGGGGCCAGAGGAGAACCUGGAGAUGUUGGGCCACCUGGUCCACCUGGUGGCACUGGACCAAGAGGACUCCCUGGACCAAUUGGCAAAGAUGGAAUUCCAGGUGAUGAUGGACUUCCAGGUCCAACUGGUAGUCCUGGGCCCCCAGGAAGUAGAGGUUUGCCUGGCAUGCCUGGCCUACCUGGACCUAAAGGUCACCGUGGGUUCUCUGGACUUGAUGGAGCAAAGGGAGAGCAAGGGCCAAUGGGAGAAAAGGGUUCACCUGGACCUCAAGGAGCCAUGGGACCACAAGGACCAGUGGGACCAGCUGGCUCCAGAGGAGAAAGAGGAAGAGAUGGUCCACCAGGUCCACCAGGUAUCAGAGGUUUGGAUGGCAUGACUGGAGCACCUGGUACCCCAGUGAGUCUGGAAACAUUGGCAAGCCCGGGCCACCAGGGUUCCCAGGAAGCCCUGGAGCCAAGGGAGACCAAGGACCCCUUGGACCAAAGGNAAAGCGAGGUGUUUCUGGACCAAUGGGUCCUCAAGGUCCGCAAGGACAGAGAGGAUUGCCUGGAGCACAAGGCCUUCCAGGACCUGAUGGACCACUUGGACCAAAAGGGCAAACUGGUGAUGUUGGACCUCCUGGAUCAUCUGGUCCCAAGGGAUCUCAAGGUGAUCCCGGCCGACCUGGACCACCAGGACUUGCAGGGCUCAGGGGUCUCCCAGGAAGACCAGGGUUGA
Molecule: messenger RNA, 1101 nt
Organism: Notodromas monacha
Lineage: Eukaryota; Metazoa; Arthropoda; Ostracoda; Podocopida; Cyprididae
Source: the annotation of a GenBank genome assembly